AUGGCAUACGUCGCAGUGGCGAAAGCCCUCUACGACUACGCUCCCCAGGACCCAGAGAGCGAACUCGCAUUCAGCGAAGACCAGAUCUUAUACAUUGUCGACAAGGAGGAUGACGAGUGGUGGAAGGCCAAGCUGAAGGAGGAAGGCGGCGGAGGGGCCGAGGGCGGCGUGGGGCUUGUCCCGGCAAACUAUGUCGAAGAGAUUCCGCCCCUCAGUGCCACUCGUGCCAUGUUUGCGUACGACUCGACGUCCCCAGAGGAACUUUCCAUGACCGACGAGGCCACCCUGCAUGUUUUCUCGAUCGAAGAAGACUGGCUCCUUGUCCGCCUCGAAUCUGACGGUACCGCUGGAAAGCUCGGUUUUGUCCCGAGAAACUAUUGCGAACCGUUGGAAGAGUCUGAGGGGCAAGUCGAAGUUGCCGAUGCGAGGGAGGCGGAAGAAGAGAUGGAGGCGCAGAGGCAGAGAGAGUUGCAGGAAAAGCAGAGGCAGCUCAAGCUCAAGGACAAGGUGGAGACUUGGAGCAUCAGUGAGCUGGACGGCAAGAAGAAGAAGAAGGGUACCCUUGGAGUGGGCAAUGCUGCCGUCUUUUUCGCUUCCGACACGGACAAAGCUGCACCCGUCAAGCAAUACCCUAUCACCUCUCUCCUCGCCGUGUCUCAGCCUUCGUCCAAACUUCUCUCUCUUUCCCUCGAUUCACUCCCUCAACCGCUCGACUUUCACUGCGGCAGCUCAGAUACCUCCAAAGCUAUCCUCGCGAAAUUGGAACAGAGCAAGGAAGCUGCCGGUGAAGCUUUGGAGCUGCUGAAUGCCGAGGCGGGCCAAGAGUCUGAAGAGGAGGAAGAACCGGUGCCCGCCGCGCCGCCUGUCAGGAAUGUGCAAGAGCCAAAAGCUGUCAGGUUUGCUUCUUCUCCGUCUCCAUCACCGUCCCCUGCCCCGCCUUCUCGUGCCGUUGCUUCCGAGUCGGCUACCGUCCUCUACGACUUCGAUGCCGCAGGCGAUGACGAGCUGUCUGUGCAAGAAAACACCACAGUCGAGAUCGUGGACAAGGAGAAUGAAGAAUGGUGGUUGGUCAAAGACUCGCACGGACAACAGGGUGUCGUUCCAGCUGCCUAUCUUCAGCUCAAUGACGGGUCUGCCCCCGCCGCCCCCGUUGAAGACGACUCUGCUGCUCAAGCUAUCGCUGCUCAGGCUCAGGCUGACGCAGAAGCCCGCCGUCAGGCCGAUGCCCAAGCUCAGCGUGCUGCAGCCGAGGCAGAGAGAAAGCGUAUCCAGGCUGCGGCUCAGGAACGUCAGAGACAGGAGGAGGAAGACAGGGAACUUGCGGCGCAGAUCGAGGAAGAGCAGAAAGAGAGGGCGGCAAGAAAGGCGUUGAAGAGGCAAGAGGAGGAGAGGAGGAAGAGACAGGAAGAGGCCCAGGCCGCCCGGGAGAAUGCUCGAAGCGGCGGUCUUCAACCCCCUCAGAUCACCAAGCGUCCCUCCGACAAUGAUGUCGCCCUCGCUGCCUCCCGUCUCCCCACCCGUACUGCAUCCUCUGCCCCCGCCCCGCGCCCUCCUCCCGAGCAAUCUCGCCCCAAACCCAACCCCAACAAGAUCCGCACGUGGUCGGACAAGACUGGGCAAUUCAACGUCGAAGCCGAGUUCCUUGGUGUCCACGCUGGCAAGAUCAGGCUGCACAAGCUGAACGGCGUCAUCAUCGAUGUGCCCGUCGAAAAGAUGAGCGCGAGGGACAGUGAAUUGAUCAAGAGGCACGAGGCAAAGAGGGCCAAGGCUGCAUCGGCCGCAGAUGAUGAUCGACCUCUCGGGCAACAGAGCAGGAGGGUGCGGUCGCAUGAGAGCACGCACAGGGCAGAUGAACCUAUUCCUGCUGAUGUCAUGCGAGCUUCGAAAGCUUCGGCUUCCACUCGCCGUUCGACAUUCGACUGGUUUGAAUUCUUCCUCUCUGCCGGGUGUGAUAUCGACGACUGUACCCGCUAUGCGACCAACUUUGAGCGGGACCGAAUUGACGAGGCCAUUCUCCCCGACCUCGACAAUGGUACCCUUCGAAGUCUAGGUCUGAGGGAAGGCGACGUCAUCAGGGUCGCCAAAGCGAUCCAAGGUAGAUAUGCAAAGAAGGACCCAGAGCUGCAAAAGCAGAUUGACGCCGACGCCGAAUACGCGAAGCAAUUGCAAGAGUAUGACCGAAACGGUAGCAAGGGGCCUGCACCCCAAGCUCCUCCUGGGUUGUUUACUGGACCCAACGGCAAACUGGCAAACAAUACCCGCCGAGGGAGGCCCGAGAAAAAGUCGACUGGCCCCGAGUCUGUGGAUGCUGCUGCUCUGGCUGCCGCGUCUGACAAGCUCAACAAGGUCAGUCUGACGCCGACACCCCCAAGCGCCCCCACGCCGCCGCCUGUGACUGUCUCCCCGCCCGUGCCCGCCAAGAAGGAGGAGGAGAAGCCCAAGGCUGCGCCGAGCGGGUUUGACGACGAUGCGUGGACGAUCAAACCGCUGUCCUCUAAACCUGCCUCGCCGGCUCCGGCUACCAUCACCACUUCCAUAUCCCCGCCCCCUGCACCCGCCGCACCUCCUGCGACUUCGCCUUCGGUGGCCAACAAUACCGAUUCUCUACUCGCGCAGAUUAACAAUUUGAGACCAGCUAGUACGGGAGUGUCGGUGUCAAACCAGAACACUGGAGGCAGUUUUGGGCAGCAGACUCCUGUGCAGCAGCAGCAGCCUCAGGCACCCAAUGCGUAUGGCCUCGGCGUGCAGAACGCAUCUCAACCGCUCAACAUGCUUUCCCAGCCCACCGGCGCCAGCCCGCACCCCACCACCCUCAACUCUAUGGCUACGGGAGGCCAGGGCCCGAGAGGUCCUUUGGCGCCUGUAUCGGCCAACCAGAAUUUGCUUAACCCGAUGCAGCCGCAGGCUACGGGCAUGUUUGUGCCGACCAGAGGAUUGUCGCCCAUGCAAAGUCAGCAAACGGGGUGGCAGCAGCCUCAACCAACGGGAAUGCCCCAACAACCCCAGCAGACAGGUAUGAUGCCCCAGCAGACAGGUUAUGGUGGGUAUGGUGGUAUGGGGAUGCAACAAAACUUUACCGGAAUGCCCCAGCAACAAUCAAGCUUCAAUGCGAUUGCAUCCAUUCCUCCUCCCCAACCUCCUCAGCAAUCUGGUGGUGGUGACAAGUUUGCCCCAAGCAACAUCUUUGCUGCUAUGAAAAAGACUGAUUUCACCAAGCCCGAAGAGCAGAGACCGCAGGAAGCUGGUAAAUACGACGCCCUACGUCCCCUGGCAACAGGGUACAACGGUGGCAUGAUGCCCCAACAGACCGGCAUGUACCCCCAGCAAACGGGCAUGUAUGGUCAGCAGACUGGGAUGCCCCAGCAACAGAUGCAGCAGGGGAUGGUGCAGCAGCAAACGGGGAUGCCGAUGGGUGGAAUGAUGCCGCAGAUGACGGGCUGGAACCCGAACGGGGGGAUGUAUCAGAAUCAGGGAGGGUACGGGUACCGCUGA
Molecule: messenger RNA, 3492 nt
Organism: Cryptococcus wingfieldii CBS 7118
Lineage: Eukaryota; Fungi; Basidiomycota; Tremellomycetes; Tremellales; Cryptococcaceae
Exons: 7
Coding region: 1-3492 (1163 amino acids)
Biological process (GO): actin cortical patch assembly; regulation of actin filament polymerization
Cellular component (GO): nucleus
Molecular function (GO): identical protein binding; ubiquitin binding; protein-macromolecule adaptor activity
Source: RefSeq, a predicted model, not a curated record